Messenger RNA from Parnassius mnemosyne (clouded apollo), 408 nucleotides. The record is from the annotation of a GenBank genome assembly. Lineage: Eukaryota; Metazoa; Arthropoda; Insecta; Lepidoptera; Papilionidae.
AUGCAAGCGAGCAAGUUGAAAUUUGAAUGUUGUCGUCGACAACAAAGUUCUACUGAGUCAAUUUUAUGUGCAGUAUGCAUAAAGAAAUAUCAUUUCGCCUGCGUUAAUAAUACAGAUAUAACUUUUAGUGAGCUAACGGAAGAAUAUAAAGUGUCAAGGCAAUGUCCUGUGUGUCGAAGUAGGCAGCCCAGAUCUGACAAUAGUAACACUCCUGUACGUGUUUCGAGCGGGCAAGAGCCUCGUUCCUCGGGAGAACCGUCGCAAAGCAUCAAUAUAAUAGGGAAAAAGGACAUCUUUCAGAGGGAUAAGGUGUCUCAAAGAUUCACUCUGGAGGACAUCCGUUCUAUAGUGAGAGAAGAAAUCGGCACCGCCUUGUGCAAUUCUAACCUAAAACUUACUGAAAAUUAA